AUGGCUGCCAUGGCUGCCAUGGCUGCCAUGUCCGAAGAGGCCGUGCAGGUUGCAGUACGCAUCCGGCCAUUCUUACCUCGUGAGCAGAUUCCUCAGUCUCGUGGCUAUGUGAUGCAAAUUCCUCUGGCAACGGGAGAAAGUUUCGUGAAGUCUCCAUUUGUUCACGAGGUACAAAGCGCGAAUGUGCUGAGACUGAAAGUGCUAACUACCCAGUUGGCUGGGCCACCACAAGAGGAGGACAAAGUUUUCUCCUUUGAUCAUUGCUUGUCUUCGGUCAAACCGAAUGACUCCAGAAGGGAUGAGCCGCAUGCUCCUCCCAUCACGCAGGAGCAAGUCUACGAGGCGAUCGGCCAAAAUCUUCUCUCCAAUGCGUUGGAAGGCUUCAAUUCGUGCUUGUUUGCCUAUGGACAGACUGGAAGCGGUAAAACCUACACAGUCUUAGGGCAUGAACGAGAUCCUGGUCUCAUUCCCAGAUUGUGCCAGAAUUUGUUCACGCAGGAGUACGAGGAGUUGCGGGUUUCCGCAUCAUUUCUUGAAAUUUACAACGAGCAGCUCAAGGACCUCUUGAACCCACAGAUGAAGGGCCGCAAGCCGCUGUAUGUGCACCAGCAUCCCCAGUUGGGAGUGUACGUUCCACACCCGACGGAGGCUCCUGUUGGCAGUCACGACGAGUGUAUGGCCCUUUUGGACUUUGGCUCCAAGAUCCGGGCCACUUCACAGACCAACAUGAACAGUACGUGUCGCUGGCGCACCAUUGGCGUUUUGGCGCUACAGGGCGCAUUCGAAGAACAUGAGGCAAUGUUCAAAAAGCUUCCUCAGCACCUCGUGGAUCAGUUUCGAGUGAUACAGGUGCGCAAGAUUGAGGAGUUGGACGCCUGCGAAGCCUUGGUCAUUCCAGGGGGCGAGUCCACGACCAUGAAGAUCAUCGCCGGAACCGACGAGUUCAUGGCAAAGCUGCGGGCAUACGUGCACGGAGGACCUGGUGCUGAUGGUGAGAAGCGAAAACCCAGACCGGUGUGGGGGACCUGCGCUGGCUGCAUCAUGCUCUCGGAGGAUGUGGUGAAUACCAUUGGACAAGGAGGACAGGAACAGCCCGCCAAGCGCUGCAAGUAUGGUGAUCCAGUGGGUGGCCUCGAUGUGGCCACCUGCCGAAACUUCUUUGGACGCCAGGCUCAAUCCUUCGAAGCCGCCGUAGUGGCUGGUGCCAAGGGCGAUGGGAAAGAUGCUGAGGCCCGCCGUGAGGCAUUCGACCAUUUCCCAGCAGGUGCUGGACGGUUUGGGGCUCAGCCACCAGCGAGUGAUGGCUACGCCUACGUAUCCCCGGAUGUGAGGACGGAUGGUGAACCUCCUGUACUUCCCAGUCCCAAAUGCGAGGAGAGGCGAAAGUAUGGCUCAACGGAUAGUGCUUUUGCUCGGCAGCUGCAGGAAUCCUUCGACAACGAAGUCGCAGAGAAGGAGGCAAAAGAGCGCUUUACCUGCCAGAUUUGUUUCGAGGAGUGGCGUUUAGAGAAUGGAGUGAGUCUUGAUUGCGGACAUCUUGGCUGCCGGGACUGCAUCUCCGGCUACCUGGAGGUGAAGAUCAGAGAAAAGUGCGUCUCAGAGCAGGAGCUCGUUUGUCCAAUGCCCAAGUGCGGAUGUCCCAUCAGCGAAUUCCAGGUCAUGGGGGUCUUUGAGGGUACCGAGCUUUGGGAUCGAUUCCUGUCCACCCGAGCAGAGCUCUACAGGCCCGAUGCCCCUGGUGAGCGAAAAGUCCAAUGCCCCUGCGGUGAAGUCAUCAUCGUUGCGUCUGCAGCCGAACAGGGCUUUGUGGCCUGUCCAUCCUGCAAGGAGCAGGUGUGCUUCAAGUGCCAAGAAAGACACUUUGGUGUCUCUUGCGCUGCGUACUGGCAAUGGCGGAAGGAUAACGAAAAAGUGGAUGAUGCCUUUGAAGAACUCAUGUCCAGCGAGGGUUGGUUGAGAUGUCCAGAAUGCGAUGCGCCUUGCUCGAGAUCCUUCGGAUGCAACUACAUGACAUGUGGCUCUGUAGCUUGCCGCAAUGCUGGAGGGACAAACUUUUGCUACAUUUGUGGGGUAAAGUUGCUGAACAAGACAGAGCAUUUCACCCACUAUCCGCAUGGUAUGUUCAGCGACUACUGUAUGAACAAGCCCAAGGCUUCUGGGGAGAAGAAGUACGACUUUUGGCUGGAGCUUUACAGGAUGAUGCAGGGCGUCGUGAGUCCCGAGCAAAAAUGA
Molecule: messenger RNA, 2232 nt
Organism: Cladocopium goreaui
Lineage: Eukaryota; Dinophyceae; Suessiales; Symbiodiniaceae
Source: the annotation of a GenBank genome assembly